GCAGUGGUUCGCAGCAGCAGCAGACUGCCUGCUGGCACAGGAUGAUGGGCGCUUUCCUGGCAGAUGCCGUACUGCAGUACCACGGCUUGCCGUGCGGGUUGCCGUACAUGGACUUGCUGAGGCUUGCGGAGGUGCUGUCGUACAUGCAGGAGUCCGUGCUCCUGCUAUACCGUACGGAGGCCUCCGGCAGCACCGCCGCAACUACUCGUAGCACAGCAGCAGCUACCACCUCUGCCGUACAACCCUUACCUUCAGCCUUCCCUGGCUGCUGUCUGAGCCUGUUGGCGGCACAAGGGCUCCUGCGAUGUGUACGGCAGGUGACAGAAAAGGUUGUCAGACCGCGGGUGGAGAAAUCGCUUGUUGUUACAUUGAUGGAGAGACUAAAGCAACGAGACAUGGCCGCAGCGGCUGCCACUGCUGCUAAGACAGCAGCUGCUGCUGCCGGUGGUGGCGGCGGAAGCGGUAAGCGCAGCAACGGGCAGCGGUCUUCCUCCUCAACACCCAACCAACCGUCAACUUCAACUGCCGCAACCGAGACUCAGCAGCAGGUAGGACGGCUGCCAUCUCUCGCGGACGUUACUGUUGCAGUACGGCGUACGGAGGACGACCUCGUACGGCGAAUGCUGGACUGUGUCGUGAAGUUGCAUUUCCAGCUGUUGAAGGAGGCUGCUGCUGCUGCUGCCGGUACGGCGUCGGGGGCGGGGGUGGCGGCUGAAUCGGUUACAGCGGAGGAGGCCGCAUCGAUGUUUCAGAAGCGCCACGUGGCAGCGGCGAAGGCGGCGGUUCGCAGUUACCUGGAGACGGCGGCGCAACGCGAGCUGCUCUUACAGCAGCUGCUACGGCAGCGGCAGCUUGAGGAGCAGCAGCAGCAGCAGCAGCAGCAGCAGGCGUUGCGGCGGCUGCAGAAGCGGGGUGCUGGCAGCGGCAAAAUGCCGUCGGGCAUGGGCGGCGGAAGCGGCGGCGUUGAAACAUUCGUUUACGAAGAAAUCUACAAGGAUCUGGAUCUGAUGGAGGCGAUUGCUCAAGCGGCGAUAGCACGGAGG
Astrephomene gubernaculifera is the source of this 1043-nucleotide messenger RNA. Lineage: Eukaryota; Viridiplantae; Chlorophyta; Chlorophyceae; Chlamydomonadales; Astrephomenaceae. The record is from the annotation of a GenBank genome assembly.